This is a messenger RNA of Vollenhovia emeryi, 5888 nucleotides long. Its product is annotated as probable multidrug resistance-associated protein lethal(2)03659. The coding region runs from base 1028 to 5215 and encodes 1395 amino acids. Lineage: Eukaryota; Metazoa; Arthropoda; Insecta; Hymenoptera; Formicidae. Gene Ontology annotation, cellular component: membrane. The record is from RefSeq and is a predicted model, not a curated record. Gene Ontology annotation, biological process: transmembrane transport. The transcript has 17 exons. Gene Ontology annotation, molecular function: ABC-type transporter activity; ATP hydrolysis activity; ATP binding.
GAACGGCACGACUCUCAAUGCGAGCGAGCUCAGUGUUCGCGCAGACGUCGUCGGGGCCAGUCGUCCUCCCCGCUUCUCUGCCUACGUGUGCAUACGCGCGAGGUUGUGCGUGAUAAAUUUGUGAGCAAGGUGAAAGAUCCAGUUACGUAGGAAAGAUAUCGUGAGUCAAACCCAAGUUUAAAUGGGGCGCUUGAGUGGUCGAGCAACAGUCGAGGUGUUUGAGGAUGGUACAGUGGAUCGGACCUGAUCGAUUCUAACAAGGGGAGUUCACACCCGUCGAGUCACCGAUUUUGCUGAGCUCUCGCAGAUUGACGAAACCCGACAAAUCAUUUGGGUCCUGGGUCGACAAGCUGAUCGUCAUCAGAGCAGACUUCGUCACUAAUUUGUCACCUCGUCACGCGUACACGUUCUUUUUUUUACCGCGGAAAUAAAACAAACAGGACUGCAGACACAUUUUUUACUAGCGGAGAAAAAUAAAAGAGUCAGGAAAUUAUAAUUACCUCUAAAGUUGAAUCAUUGAAAAUCAUUAAGGUAGAUUCACAUCCUGAUAACUGCAAGCAGAUACUCGAGGAUAAAUCUCAAGAAACGACAGAUGUUCACGACUGACACCUUAUUCUACUUUCGAAAGGGUUUCACUGGGAAUUCGCAAAAGAUUGGCAUCGAUCGAUCCGUGGGAAGUGACGAUAUUUGCAAACGGCUGAGACAACGAUAUAUGCGAAGUGUUAAUUUUAAUCUGAUUACGAUCGUGUAAGAAGAUCGCGAAUUGUACUGGGUGGCUAACAAUCUACGCGCGUUAAGAGAAGGAUCUUCGUAUUGAUGAUAAGUUGUGACAAUCGAAGAAAGGACACUGACACCGUGGACUGUUAAGGUCGUGAAAGAAUCUUCUGUCUUCGCGUUCGCGUAAAAGGGGCAAAUGUUAAACGCCGAAAGUGUCUAAGUGUUGCAUAAUCUUUGCAAACGCAGUAAAUUAAUCAAUCGCUUUUAACCGUGGAAGUUCGUGACGAGUUAAUGCCGCGUGUAAUGACCGAUGGAUUCAUCGAAAGUCAGAUCGAACCCGAAUCCGCGGGAAAAGGCGAACAUCGUGUCGGUGUUGUUCUGGUGGUGGACAAUUAGUAUAUUCAAGACUGGAUACAAAAAAGAUUUAGAAGUAGACGACUUGUACGACCCCUUGAAAGUCGACCGAGCGAAGCUACUCGGAGAUCGGUUAGAAAAACGAUGGAACAUCGAGCUGGAAAACUCGAAAAAAUGGAAACGCAGUCCGAGUUUGUUGAGGGCUAUUUUCCGCACGUUCCUAUGGGAAUACUCCAUGCUGGGAAUAUUACAGAUUUUAAACGAAUUAGUGUUAAGAUUAAGCACGCCUUUGCUGCUGGGUGGUCUCCUUCGUUACUUUCAGAAGGAUUCGGGAGAAUUCUUCGAGACUGCCCUAUGCUUUGCCGUUGGGAUCAGCCUAACUACCGCCAUGUACGUGAUAAGCGGCAAUCAAGCGAUCUUCGGCGCUUACCACGUGGGCAGCAAAAUUCGCGUGGCCGUCUGCUCCGUGAUAUAUAGAAAGGCUCUGCGUUUGAGCGAAACCGCACUGGGCGAGACGGCACCCGGAAAAGUGGUUAAUCUGAUAGGCAACGAUGUCAAUAGGUUCGAUUACGUCAGUAUCCUUAUUCAUUACAUGUGGUCGGCGCCGCUCUCCGCCCUGAUCGUGGCUUAUAUUCUUUAUCGGGAGGUCAGCUAUGCCGGUCUCUACGGCAUCGCCGCACUCUUCCUGGUCGUGCCGAUUCAAUCUUAUACCGGCAAGCUGUCGUCCAAGUUCCGUCUUCAAACCGCCAUUAAGACGGACGAGCGGGUCCGGCUGAUGGAUGAAAUCACUUCCGGGGUGCAGGUGAUCAAGAUGUACGCGUGGGAGAAGCCGUUCUGCGCCAUGAUCGAGCUGGCGCGUAAGCUCGAGCUACGAGUGGUCACCAAGAGCUCGUACAUCCGCGGUAUUUAUAUGACCUUCAAUCUGUUCACCACUCGGAUGGCGCUGUUCUGCACCCUCAUCGUCAUGCUGAUGUCCGGCGACGAUUUGACCGCCGCCAAGGUCUUCGUCGUCACGUCCUACUUCAACGUUCUCGCGCACACCAUGACCGGCAUGUUCGUGCGCGGCUUCGCCGAGCUGGCCGAGUGUAUGGUGGCCGUACGCCGGCUCCAGACUUUCCUCGUGUACGACGAGUUCCAAGGUAGCAACGUUAUUUUCUCCAAGACGGUGUCUGGCGACGUCAAUUCGGAUUUCAAACGCGCCUCCCAACAGGAUCUGCCCUACAUUGAUGACGACGUCGUUGAGAAUCAGCUGGAGUCACACGGAGAAGACAGCGAGCGUAGAAAACACAACAGUCUGAUGGUCGUCGAGAGCGAGAACUUAUUGAAGAAAAACGCUAACGUUGGAGAAAAGAAACAAUCUAUGCACGAUACGAACGCCUGGGCCAUCAACAUGGUUAACGUUACUGCCAAGUGGGAGGAAAGACAAUCGGAGAACACCCUGGAGAAUUUGAAUCUAGAAGUAGAAAAGGGCAAGCUGUACGCCGUGAUCGGCAUGGUGGGUAGUGGUAAGAGUUCUUUCCUGUCCGCGAUUCUGGGCGAGAUCAACCUGACGGGAGGUCAAGUAAAGGUGAACGGCGACAUCAGCUACGCCAGCCAGGAGGCCUGGGUCUUCGGUGCUACCGUCCGACAGAACAUACUCUUCGGGCAAACUUACGAACGCCAACGGUACCAGAAGGUGGUCAAGGCUUGCGCCCUGGUACGGGACUUCGAGCAAUUUCCGCAGGGCGACCUGACCGUCGUGGGUGAACGGGGCAGCUCAUUAUCUGGCGGUCAGAAGGCAAGGAUCAACUUGGCCAGAGCUCUAUACAGGCAGUCGGACAUCUAUUUGCUGGACGAUCCUUUGAGCGCGGUCGACGCACACGUCAGCAAGCACCUGUUUCAAGAAUGUAUUCAAAGAUACCUGGCCGGUAAAACGAGAAUUUUAGCGACGCAUCAGCUGCAGUAUAUAAGAGGAGUAGACGCUAUUAUACUGCUCGAGCAGGGAAAAAUACAGUACUUCUCACAUUAUCAGGAUUUAUUGGAAUAUCGACCCGAGUACGGAGUACUUCUGGUACCGGAGAAUGAAGAGGUCGACGACUCGACCUUGGAAAAGAGUAUAAACUUACGACGACAGUUUUCCUCCACAAGUAACAGAAGUCGAACUCCGGAACCCAGUAGCGGCACAGACGAUGAAGAGGAAGCCGAAGAUCCCAAGGAGUUAAACGACGGUCUUGAGAAGACGUCGCGUGGCAUAAUUAAGGGUCCUUUAAUUAUUAAGUUCUUCAAGAUUGGAGGCAAUUUAUACUUGGCUUUCCUGGUCCUCCUUCUGUUCAUCAUCACGCAAUUCAUCGUCAGUGUCAACGACCUCUUUGUGCCUUUCUUUGUCAAUUUUGUGGAAACACAAAACUAUGAGUCCAAGCAUCUCGACUUGAAUCAUCAAACGGAUGAAGCUUACACGAACAGGACGGAAGCACGUCAAUACCUUGCCAUCGAGGACGCAACGGUGAUUAAUUAUAUCUAUAUCUACACUGGUAUCGUGCUGGCAAUCUUCUUCUUCGCCAUCAUCAGAUCGCUGGUCCACUACAAGACGUGCAUAAGGUGCAGCCAGCGCCUGCACGAUAUGAUGUUCAGUGCGCUAAUUCGUACAGGAAUGCGAUUCUUCGACACUAAUCCGAGCGGCAGGAUCCUCAAUCGAUUCUCCAAAGACGUGGGCGCGACCGAUGAAGUGUUACCCAAGGCAAUUCUGGACGCCGGCCAGAUGAUCAUGGUGUUGUUUGGGUCAUUGAUAGUGGUCUGCGUGGUCAAUCCCAUCUUUGUGGCGCCUAUCGUAGUCGUCGGCGGAAUAUUCUAUUGGAUCCGUAAAGUCUACCUCAAGACUAGCAAAAACGUCAAACGAUUGGAGGGAAUAGCUCGCUCGCCGCUAUUCACGCACUUGAACGCCACGUUGAACGGUUUGACGACUAUCAGAGCGUACUGUGCUCAGGACGUACUCAAACACGAAUUCGACAAUCUGCAAGAUGUACACAUGUCUACCAUGUACACGUAUAUCGUGGGCAGCGCUGCAUUUGGAUUUUCCUUGGACAUGUGCUGUUUCAUCAUUACCACACUCCUCACCUUCAGCUUUUUGUUGUUCAGUCAAUCAUUUUCUGGUGGGGAGGUGGGUUUGGCCAUCACUCAGAUAAUGGCAAUGACCGGGGUAAUUCAGUGGGGGAUGCGACAAACUGCGGAGGUGGCAAACCAGAUGACGGCCGUGGAACGUGUGGUCGAAUACAUUCAGCUGCCGGCAGAAGCAAAUCUGAGAGAUCGGGGGCCAUACGUGAAGAAAAAAGACAAAAAUGCAGCACUGCCGCCCAACGCCCCCAAAAAUUGGCCCGAUCAAGGUUGCAUCACAUUCAGGAACGUUUAUAUGCGCUACUCGGACGAGGAUGCACCUGUUCUCAAGGGCUUGAAUAUGGUGAUCCGUCCUGGGGAAAAGAUUGGUAUCGUGGGAAGAACAGGAGCCGGGAAAACGUCGCUGAUAUCAGCGUUGUUCCGAUUGGCAAAAGUGGAGGGAAUCAUCGAGAUUGACGGCGUGGACACGGGUUCGAUAGCUUUGGAGGACUUACGACGCAAAAUAUCCAUCAUUCCCCAGGAUCCCGUUUUGUUCUCAGGUACUCUGAGGCAUAAUUUAGAUCCUUUCAACGAAUUUUCCGACACGGAUUUGUGGGGGGCGCUUGAAGAGGUUGAGCUGAAGGAGGCGGUCAUUACUCUCGGAAACGGUUUGGAAAGUCGUGUAUUUAACAGAGGCAGCAAUUACAGCGUUGGACAGAGACAGUUGGUGUGUUUAGCGAGAGCCAUCCUGAGAAACAACCGCAUAUUGAUGCUGGACGAGGCGACCGCGAACGUAGAUCCGCAUACCGACGCGUUGAUUCAACGGACUAUCAGGAAGAAAUUCGCAACGUGCACGAUGCUCACAGUGGCGCAUCGACUGAACACCAUAAUGGACAGCGAUAAGGUUCUGGUGAUGGAUAAGGGUCGUAUGGCUGAAUACGAUCAUCCUCAUGUAUUACUGAAAAACAGCUAUAGUCAAUUUACUUCGUUAGUAAAAGAGACUGGACCAGGUAUGUACGAUCAACUGGUCAACGUGGCGAGGCAGGCCUACUUCAACAAGUACGGAGAAACGUAACGAUGCAAAGAUGAAUUUUAUACCGUUGUCUUAGAUAGGUUUCUCGAAAUGAAAGUGGAUCGUUUAAAUAUGUUCAGUAUACUUAUGAUAUAUUAUAGAAAAAGAUAUAUGGGACGUGCAUAAUGGCAUAUGUGGAUGAAUGUUACCUUUCUAAGAUCAAUCUAAGAUCAACACCAUAUUGUCUUUCUUCGAAGUGUGGCGGACACGUAAUUCCGUCAAAUGUCAUAACGUUGUGAUGUGAAACGUAAGACGCGUCUAAGGAAUCAUAUUUUUGUAUCAUUUUUAACGAGAUCGUCGCUGCGAGAUUAUUUUCUAUGACCUCCCCAUAAUAUAUGGUAUAUGUAGUACAAAGUUUCUGUCACGAGUUGAGCUCGGCGAUACUGCUAUUUUUUCUAUUUUAUAUUUGGCCUAUUACAAAAAUUACAAAUACCUAAUUCUUGUAAUAAAGAAUACGAUUGACGAUGAACCGAAUUAUUGAGAUAAAACGUGAUUUAUCCGAAAUCUGUAAUUAUUAUAUUAUAAAUUAAAGUUGCACCUGAGAUAAUAUUCACGCAUAGUAAACUUACUGAAAUCUCUACCGAUAUUGAAAGAGGAAUUUUAGAGAUUGAACAUAUAAUAUUUGUGGAGUAAAAUUUUUAAAAACUAAAUUGGAAUUAUAUAUAAAUCUUAAAAA